Beta vulgaris subsp. vulgaris (sugar beet) is the source of this 419-nucleotide messenger RNA. RefSeq names its product mitochondrial import receptor subunit TOM7-1. Bases 78 to 278 code for a protein of 66 amino acids. The record is from RefSeq and is a predicted model, not a curated record. The transcript has a single exon. Gene Ontology annotation, cellular component: mitochondrial outer membrane translocase complex. Lineage: Eukaryota; Viridiplantae; Streptophyta; Magnoliopsida; Caryophyllales; Amaranthaceae. Gene Ontology annotation, biological process: protein import into mitochondrial matrix.
GUUAAAAAAUCAGAGGGUUAGGGUUUAACAAAAAUUGGGGAAAUUAUCGAUCAAAAAUCUUGAGGAGAGAGAAAUAAAUGGCGAUGAAAGGAAAGGGAAGAAAAGCGCGAGAUGAAGAAGAAGCAGGAAAAACCUUGAAGUGCGUGAAAGAUUGGACAAAUUGGAGCUUGAAGAAGGCUAGAGUCAUCACUCACUACGGAUUAAUCCCUUUGAUUAUUUACAUCGGGAUGAAUUCUGAGCCCAAGCCUACAAUUUCUCAGCUUCUCUCUCCUUUUUAAAUCUAAUGUAAUGUAUUUCUCUUGAAUUUAUCAACUUUUUAUAAUACUACUAUUACUGCUAGUUUUAAUGUUGUUGUUCGAACUUGAGAAAGUUUUUUUUGGUAUGAUGAGUUAAUUAUGGUUUCCGAUGUUGAUUGUUAA